This is a messenger RNA of Chara braunii, 3845 nucleotides long. NCBI's taxonomy places the organism in Eukaryota, Viridiplantae, Streptophyta, Charophyceae, Charales, Characeae. The record is from the annotation of a GenBank genome assembly.
GGUGGUCCUUGUCAUCACAACUUUGCCUGUAAUUGAGAGGAUGUGUGAAAACAAAACGUCCUUCAGAAGCUUUUCCAUUUUGGCUGGUAUCAUCGCUGGUGUAGGAUCGUUGGCAGGACAGGUGGCGUUGGAGAUGGCAGCUUGGGGGGGUAUCCAAGGAGAGGUGAUUUGUUUAUAUAGCUCACCUAUGUAUGUAUCGUGCCGCGCAUAAUUGUGGUUCCAGGCCACAGUGGCAAAACCAUACCUGUGGGCUCUGUUAGCCGCGUGAGCAGCAUGCAGCCGGUGGGGGUUCAUUUCGCACUGGGUUGGACUUUGCAAGACGGUCUUUGACGUUUCUUUUCUUUUGUUUUCUUUUCUGUCUUUCUUAUCUCACAGCACGACUGGUGAAGGUUGGCUCUUGCGGUUAUGGGUGAAAGUCUUGAUGAUGAUGCUGAGACUAAAAAGAGUGAAUCGGGAUGGGUCUUGUGGCUAAGUGUAAGGUUUCGGCUGGGCGGGCGGAUUACAGUGCUUUUGCAUGAUGUGCUUGCUUGUGCUGUGUAUAAGAUAUGCGACGCAUACCCUUUUCCGAUUUUUGUUUUUUCCCCUCCCCUCCCUUCCCCCCCCCCUCCGCCUCCUUUCCCAGUCCAGAGAACAUCUAUUGUGGCUCUGCUGUGGACUCAGAUCCUGCUCUAAGUCUGUGUUUUCAUUAAUUGGUAUUAUGGGAGAGAGAGAGAGAGUCUGUGGUGAAGGUUAUGUGGUUAAUCAAUGUGGCAGUGAAAUCAACAUGGGGUUUUCAAGAAUUUCAGGUGACGUCAGUGAAAUAGGUUCUCCAAGGACUUCUGGUUGUGUGACUGGUUUGUUGGUUCGCAGGGAACAGGUUAGGUACUCCUCUGCAGAGUCACUGUGCUGGUGGAAAGUGACCCUCUCUUUUACCGAUCACGGUGUGGAAAGACUCCUAAAGAUGUUCUGUUUUGGACUGGGUAAUCGCCGGCGUUCACGUUGUGGAAAGACCCAUAAAGAUGUUCAGAAUCUGUUUUGGACUGGGUAAUCACCGGUGUCUGUCAUGUGGAGAACUGACAUAUGUCUGUGUGUGAGAGGAAUGAAUGGUGCGCAGUGCUCCUCAGGGCAUCCGUUAAAGAUUGGAACUGUACAGAUGAGAUUGGCAUGUCGGCAGCGUAAGGGGAUGGCUUGCAAAUCGAGAAAUGGUACAAGAAGUUCAUCAACGGGAAAAAACGUAUGGUCCAGGGUGCAUACAUCGUACAUGUUUCUGGGUCUGGUGUGUCCCUCUAGGAGUACGUGAAACUUUGGUAUGUGUACGACUCUCUUAUGAUGCUGUGAGGUUCUGGGAAAGCAUCUACCGCCUGUUCUACCUAACUGCUUUUCCUGGCAAAGGGAUGGACUGUGAUGGCACCCGGGACAGUGCAUCGCCGGUCGGUGUUGGUCCCUCGAGGAGUACAUGGAACUUGGUGCACGGCUCUGUUCUGAGGCUUCGAUGUUAUGGGAAACCGUCGGCAAGCAGUUCUAUGUACGUACGUGCUUUUCCUGGCAAAGGGAUUGAUAGUGGCCAGCCAGGAAAGCGGGCGGAUUGGUGUCGGUCCCUCCAGAGAGUAUGCAGAACUUCGGACGCGUGCGGCGGCUCUGUUAUGAGGCAUCGAGGUUCUGGGAAGGCGUUGGCAAGCAGUUCUACGUACGAACUUUUCCUGGCGAAGGGAUGGAUUGUGGUGCACCGGGUGACGGGCUCGUCUCGGUGUCCCUUUCGGACUAUGCAAGAUGUCAAAAGUGUGUAUGUGUCAGAAGCAGAAGCUACUGCCUCUACCCCCCUCGCUACUUUUGCUCAUCCCGUUGACAGACGGCCGGAAGAGUGUCUGGAGCAAGGGUCUUGUUAGAUGCAAGAAUUUUACUGCGCUUUGAUCCGUGGACGAGGAGGAAGCAACUGGGGUUUUUCUUGGAAAUGGAAUGCUAUGUUGUGUACAACACCCGGCAAAUGUGUAUGAUGUGUAAGGAGCAGCAACUGCCUACUCCCAAGUCGUCCGUCCACAAGCUGCUUGGAACAGUGUGUCCACAGCAAGUCGGGGUAGUUGUCAAGAAUGUACCGACAUUGAUUUCGUGGACGAGGAGGAAGCCGCGUGCUUUAAUGCCAUGUUGUGUGGGGCACCCAGGCAAUUGUGUAUGUAGCAGCAGAUUACUGCCUACUACUCUCCCUACCGUUCUCGCUCCUCAAUGAACAGGCUGCGUCGAAGAGUGUAUGUGGCAAAUCUGGUCUUGGACGGCAAUCUGAUCUGUGGUAAAUCUGCUAUUGGACGGCAAUCGGAUCUUAGUAUGGGUUGUAUCCGGUGAACACCAAGCUGGGAGGGAGACAGAGAUGGGGUUAUCUGUCGGAUCGAUAACGGUGGACACUGUGUCCGGAAUGAGGCGAAGGGCAUUACUCACACCAGCACUUCCAUAAUGUAGCGGACGGCGAUUCUGGCGAGACCUGCAUGCAUCUCACUGCAAUUACGUCCACCGCUCAGUCGAAGAAGUCCCUAGUGUUGAGGAGUGUGCCCCCAGCAAGGAUCCAGUUUUGCAUGUGAGGCUCUUCUAUCAGUGGGGUAUGGGUGAGCCUAUUGAUAGUUGUUCAUGAAGCAAAUAUCUGUUAUCAUCUUUCCGUGCUGCCUGAGGAGUUAUGAGUGGUUCUGCCCAUUGGCCCUGUGGGGGAGGUAGGUGUUUUCCUUAGUUCCCAUCUCCUUUCUCUCUCAUGCUGGAGUUUGUCUGCUGGCUGUUUGCAGCAGGCGGAUUCGGAGAAUGACGAACGGAGGAAUUUUCGUGAGGUUUGUGGCCCAUAACUUGUAUAUCUACAGACAGGGCGGAGCUCCUGUGAACAUCAAGGCUUGUUAUCAUUGGUGCAAGGGCUUCGUAACGUUGUUUUGUACAUUGUUCUGCAUCCGAAAGCUGCUGGGGUAAAUGAGCUGUGUGAUUGCAGUCAAGGCAACGCCAUCAUUGGUGCAAGGGCUUUGUGUUGGAGUGAGGCUGUGUACACUGGCUGCUGGUUAAUCAGCAGUGAUUGUAGUUGAGGCAAUGCCGUCAUUGGUGCAAAGGAGGGCGGGGGGAGCUGGGAAUCCUUAGAAAGAAAAAAGAAAAAAAAAUUGUGAACGGAGGACACUGUUUCGACUUCCAAGGAAAUGGACCUGGCAAUGGUAUGUGCUACUCUUCCAAUUUCUCUGUCUGUGUGUGUGUGUGUGUGUGUGUGUGUGUGUGUGUGUGUGUGUGUGUGUGUGCACCUGCGUGCACGGGCAUGGGUACGAUUGUGUGUGUGCUUCUGUGUCUCACCCACACACACACACACUCUCUCUCCCCCCUUCAGCCGCCCACCCCCUUUUAUGUUGUUUGUCUGUGUGCAUCUCUCUGCGUCUUUCGCCCUUUUUCUUGUCUGUCUGUUUGUCUCUCUUAGGGUCUCGCCACACCAAUGUCGAGACAUCACUACAUUCGACAUAUGUUAGGAACUUCUCGACAUUCCCUCUUUUGACGACAAACCCUCUUUGCCACACAUCAUGUCGAAGUGGAGAACGCCGAAUUCAUACACACAAAAGAGACAAACUGGUUGACGAUAGGAUAAGCGUUGGUCAGCUCUCCUUUUCGACAUUUGGGCAAGAACUCGAUAUCUCAUCGGAGGACUGUUGAAAAUCUCCAAGUUGCAGGCCUGAAGUGGAAACGAGCCCUGCUCGAGAGGUGUUGUAACCCUUUCCCUUACGGGUCCUUAGUCUUUUUUGAAGUUUUUUCUCAUCUCGGAUUUCGACAUGCUGUGUGGCAGGGGGUGAGAAUGUCAAAAAAAAAAAAAAAAAAAAAAAAAAAAAGGGGGAGAGAAUGUCGAAAAUGCCGUUUUCGACAUC